GGUUUGCGGUCACGGCACAGGUGGAUGAACACCAGCACCUCAGUCGGAUAUUUAUAAGUGAUGUUCUCCCUGAUGGCUUGGCCUACGGGGGAGGGCUGAGAAAGGGCAAUGAAAUCAUGACCUUAAAUGGAGAAUCCGUGUCUGAACUUGACUUGAAGCAGAUGGAGGCCCUGUUUUCUGAGAAGAGCGUCGGGCUUACCCUGAUCGCCCGACCUCUGGACACAAAAGCAACCCUGUGCACUUCCUGGUCGGAUGGUGACCUGUGCUCCAGGGACCAGAAGGCCCUGCUGCCCUCUUCCCACCAGUCCCAGCUGCUGGAGGAAUUCCUGGACAACUUCAAAAAGAACCCAGCCAAUGAUUUCAGCAAUGUCCCUGACAUCACAACUGGUUUGAAAAGGAGUCAGACGGAUGGCACUCUGGAUCAGGUGUCCCACAGGGAGAAGAUGGAGCAGACCUUCCGGAGCGCCGAGCAGCUCGCCGCGCCGUGCGGGGGACCCCGCGACGGCCCCGCCCGGAGCGCAGCCAUGGAGGCGCCCGGGGAGCGCGCCGACCCCGCGCCCCGGGCCCUGGCGCGACACCUGUCGGACGCCGACCGCCUGCGCAAGGUGAUCCAGGAGCUGGUGGACACCGAGAAGUCCUACGUGAAGGAUUUGAGCUGCCUCUUCGAGUUAUACUUGGAGCCGCUUCAGAAUGAGACUUUCCUUACCCAGGACGAGAUGGAGUCACUCUUCGGAAGCCUGCCUGAGAUGCUGGAGUUUCAGAAGGUCUUUCUGGAGACUCUGGAGGACGGCAUCUCAGCCUCCUCAGACUUCAAUGUUCUGGAAACACCCUCUCAGUUUAGAAAGUUGCUGUUUUCCCUGGGAGGCUCUUUCCUCUAUUAUGCUGACCACUUUAAACUGUACAGUGGCUUCUGUGCUAACCAUAUUAAAGUUCAGAAGGUUCUAGAGCGAGCUAAAACCGACAAGGCCUUCAAGGCUUUUCUGGAUGCCCGGAACCCCACCAAGCAGCACUCCUCCACGCUGGAGUCCUACCUCAUCAAGCCGGUGCAGCGGGUGCUCAAGUACCCGCUGCUGCUCAAGGAGCUCGUGUCCCUGACCGACCACGAGAGCGAGGAGCACUACCACCUGACAGAAGCACUCAAGGCAAUGGAGAAAGUAGCCAGCCACAUCAAUGAGAUGCAGAAGAUCUACGAGGAUUAUGGGACUGUGUUUGACCAGCUGGUCGCGGAGCAGAGCGGCACAGAGAAGGAGGUAACAGAACUUUCCAUGGGGGAACUUCUGAUGCACUCUACAGUUUCGUGGUUGAAUCCAUUUCUGUCUCUAGGAAAAGCCAGAAAGGACCUUGAACUCACAGUAUUUGUUUUUAAGAGAGCUGUCAUACUGGUCUAUAAAGAAAACUGCAAACUGAAAAAGAAAUUGCCCUCAAAUUCCCGACCUGCGCAUAGCUCUGCUGACUUGGACCCGUUUAAAUUCCGCUGGCUGAUCCCUAUAUCUGCUCUUCAAGUCAGACUGGGGAACACAGCAGGAACAGAAAAUAACUCCAUAUGGGAGCUGAUCCAUACAAAGUCAGAAAGAGAAGGCCGGCCAGAAACAAUCUUUCAACUGUGUUGCAGUGACAGUGAGAGCAAAACCAGCAUCGUGAAGGUGAUUCGGUCGAUUCUGAGGGAGAAUUUCAGGCGUCACAUCAAGUGUGAGUUACCGCUGGAGAAGACAUGUAAGGAUCGCCUGGUACCUCUGAAGAACAGAGUUCCCGUUUCAGCCAAACUAGCCUCGUCCAGGUCUUUGAAAGGCCUCAGGACGUCCUCCGGCAGUGAGUGGCCCAGUGAGCCCAGCAAGGGCCACUCGCUGGACUCCGACGAGGGCAGCCUGAGCAGCGGCACCCAGAGCAGCGGCUGCCCGGUGGCCGACAGCAGGCAAGACUGCAAGAGCCCGGCGCCCGAGAGGGAGCCCCACAGCCUGGCCGAGCUCCCCGAUGGGCUCAUCAAGGAGAGUGACAUUCUGAGCGACGAGGACGAGGACUCCCACCACUCUCUGAGAGAAGGCAGCCCCACCAAGGACAUCGAGAUCCAGUUCCAGAGACUGAGGAUCUCUGAGGAGGACGACACACAGCCGGCAGGGCCGCAGCCCGUCACCGGCGCGGGCGCGGGCCAGCAGGGAGGGGAGCAGCCCAAGCUGGUCCGGGCCCACUUCUGCCCCAUUAAACGGAAGGCAAACAGCACCAGGAGGGACAGAGGGCCGCUGCUGAAGGCACAGACGCGCCACCAGUCUCUUGACAGUCAACCUGAAAGCGCCAACAUGGAUCUAAAUCUGGUUUUAGAGAGAGAAUUCAGUGUCCAGAGUUUAACUUCGGUUGUGAACGAGGAGUGUUUUUAUGAAGCACAGAGCCAGGGCUCCUCAUAGUCCAGCACCUGAGGCGGCCGCGCGGCUCACUGACGUCCAAACUGGUGGCAAAGUGGAAAUUGCAGAAAAAUGACAUUAUUGGAUUUUGUGCAGUACACCUUUCCCCACAAAAUCACUGUAAAGAUUUAAGUUAUUUUAAUUUAUUGUGGAUCAGAAAACUAGAUUAAACUGGUCAGAUUCUGUAAAUUACUUAGCUUAUAUCCCUUUUGAGCAGGUAUCAAAAUGAUUUAGAAUCCUUAAAAUUUGCGUUAUAAUUAUUAUAAGUUAUGUGGCAAAGGUAAAGUUGGGAAAGUUGUGAUGAACUGCUUUUCAAGGGUCACUUUUUCCAAUCCUCUGGGCAUUUUCAUGGAGCUGUUCAGAUUUUGCUUUAUUUAAAGCAUAUUUAAGUUAUUUUAAUGUGGUUUAGGGGCACAAUGUGCAGAUAUCUCAUUGGAAGUUGUAACAGAUGCUGUUUAUACUAAACGUGUCAUACCUAUGCAGUAUAUAUUAAAAGAAAGCUUGUACCGUACCUUACUUGAUACUUAUUUUCUCUACCAAGCUGUAUAGUAAAAGGAACGUAAGUCAUCUGG
Molecule: messenger RNA, 2968 nt
Organism: Dipodomys spectabilis (banner-tailed kangaroo rat)
Lineage: Eukaryota; Metazoa; Chordata; Mammalia; Rodentia; Heteromyidae
Product: rho guanine nucleotide exchange factor TIAM2-like
Exons: 15
Biological process (GO): positive regulation of axonogenesis; activation of GTPase activity; small GTPase-mediated signal transduction
Cellular component (GO): membrane; synapse
Molecular function (GO): guanyl-nucleotide exchange factor activity; protein binding
Source: RefSeq, a predicted model, not a curated record